Tetrahymena thermophila SB210 is the source of this 948-nucleotide messenger RNA. RefSeq names its product transmembrane protein, putative. NCBI's taxonomy places the organism in Eukaryota, Ciliophora, Oligohymenophorea, Hymenostomatida, Tetrahymenidae. The transcript is spliced from 10 exons. The record is from RefSeq and is a predicted model, not a curated record.
AUGAAUCUUCUAGAGAGAGAGAAAAAUUAUAAACUUAACAGAAGACCUUUGACUCUUAGGGAUAUUUUAAGUUAUUCACUUGAGUCAGAAACAGGCAUCAAAAUUGAUUUAAUCUGUGAUGAUAUGAAUGAAUAAGAUUUUUAAAAAAUAUGUUCUGUCUUAUCAAAUUGCUCUAAUCUUUAAGUUUUAAAAUUAGAAUUUGGCCAUAAUUGUAUGAUUAUUGAUGAUCAAUGUUUAUCAGCAUUAGCUACUGCUUUAUCGAACUGCAAAAAAAUCUUUGAUUUCAGAUUAUGUUUAAUAGAUGCUAAUCUUACUGAAAAGGGGAUUUAAGAUUUAGGACUUAUUUUAGAAAGAUUUAAAGGUCUCACUAAAUUGGAAAUUGACUUUCAUUAAGAAAAACUUGAGGAUGCUGAUGCAAAAUAUUUAGGAGUUUGUUUAUCUAAUUGUGUUAAUCUCACUACUUUCAUAUUCUAGUCUAAAUAUUCAGAAAUUGGUUAUAAGGGUAUAUCAGAUCUAUGCUAAGCUUUAAUUACCAGUGCCAAUCUCUAAAAUAUCUUUAUAGAGAAAAAUUUGAACCAUUAAGAAAAAGUUUAUGAACAUUAGUUAGAUUAAUUAGGCAUAUGCUCUGCUUUAACGAAAUAUCCAAAACUCUAACUAAAACUAGGAAUAAAUAUUGAAGUUAUUGGUACUAAGAAUCUUUUAGAUUUAGGGAAUGAUUUAGCAUAAUGUUCAAAUCUUUAAACUCUAGAACUCUUAUUCAUGAAUGAAAUAGAUGCAUAGUGUAUAUUAGGACUAGGAUAUGCUUUAGCUAAAAGCUAAAGUAUUUCAAUUUUAAAACUUGACUUAAGGUAAAUAUAAUUAAUUUAUGUUAUCUUUUUUAUCCAUUUUUUAGCAAACUUUUUUUAAUUUUAAUUAGAGAUCAAACAUUACUAUUUUUGUUUAAAGUGA